AUGUCUCUCUACGGCAGGGAUACCCCAGUGGCAGACCGACAGUAUUACACCAACGCGACCAAGAAAUACUAUGUUGAGUCAUUGCCCGACAUCCCAAAGAACUUUAUGACCGAGAUGUACUCGGGCGUUAUCCCACUCAACAUGUCCGACGAUAGCCGUGGCAUGUUUUUCGUCUACCAGCCUCGUGUCGGUCCACCGGUCGAGGAGAUCACUAUUUGGUUCAAUGGCGGUCCAGGCUGUAGCUCUCUCGAAGGGUUUCUUCAAGAGAAUGGCCGAAUUCAAUGGUCUUGGGGACAAUACGCACCGGGAAUCAACCCCUAUUCAUGGGUAAAUCUAACCAACAUGUUAUGGGUAGAAUACCCGAUCGGCGUGGGGUUCUCACGAGGCGAGCCGACCGCCACGAAUGAAGAAGAACCUGCUGCUGAAUUCAUCGAGUUCUUCCGCAACUUCCAAACGAUUUUCAACAUCAGCAACUAUAAGAUUUACGUCACGGGUGAAAGCUACGCUGGCCGAUACGUCCCGUAUGUUGCGAAUGCAAUUCUCGAUCAGAACGAUACUACGCAUUUUAAUCUCUCAGGUGCUUUGGUCUACGAUCCGUGCAUCGGGUCUUAUGACUAUUCCAACGCCAUUGCGAUAUAUCCGUGGAUUCAACAGAACAACAACAUUAUGGGGUUCAACAGCACAUUCGUCGAUCUUCUCGCCCAACGUGACCAGAGCUGUGGCUACUCGCAGUAUCGCGAGGACUUCCUGCAAUUCCCGCCCAACGGCACGCAACCACCCCUCUAUCUCAAUUCGACGGCUGACCCUGACUGCGACCUGUGGGAUCUCGUGUAUGACAGCGCUUACAGCGUCAAUCCAUGCUUCAACGUCUACGAACCGAACCUACAGUGCCCCUUACUGUCCGACCCUCUCGGGUUCCCCAGUGAUCUAAUCUACUCAUAUCCUGGAUUGCCGCCGUACUUCAACCGCACCGACGUGAAGAAAGCUUUGCAUGUUCCUGUAGACAGUGACUGGGCACUAUGCACGGGACCAGUGUUUGUAGGUGAAGGCGGUCCACAGGAUCUGGGAGAUUUGAGCCUCGACCCAAUUCAGGCCGUGCUGCCCAGAGUCAUUGAAGCUACAAAUCGUGUCUUGGUGUCCAAUGGUGCCCUGGACAUGGAUCUCCUCUUGAACGGGACCAUGCUCGCCAUCCAGAACAUGACAUGGAACGGGCAGCUCGGCUUCCAGACGGCGCCUUCGAAGCCCAUCAUCAUCAACAUCCCGGAUAUCCAGUACCAGCAAGUCUUCACCGACAGCGGUUUCGACGGCUUCGACGUCCACCAAGGGGUCAUGGGCGUGCAGCACUUUGAGCGUGGGCUGAUGUGGGCCGAGACCUACCUCAGUGGCCACAUGCAGCCCCAGUUCCAACCGCGGAGCUCGUAUCGGCACCUGCAGUGGCUGCUGGGAAGGAUUGACGCACUUUGA
This is a messenger RNA of Fonsecaea nubica, 1464 nucleotides long. RefSeq lists its product as hypothetical. Gene Ontology annotation, molecular function: serine-type carboxypeptidase activity. Lineage: Eukaryota; Fungi; Ascomycota; Eurotiomycetes; Chaetothyriales; Herpotrichiellaceae. Gene Ontology annotation, biological process: proteolysis. The coding region runs from base 1 to 1464 and encodes 487 amino acids. The record is from RefSeq and is a predicted model, not a curated record. The transcript is spliced from 7 exons.